AUGCACGGACUUAGCCGUCUCGGCAACGGCAACGGCAACGGCAACGGAAUCAAUCGAUCUCUUGCGUCACCUCCUUCUUCUCCUCGAAUUCGUCACAGCAGGGGAAAAACUGUUUACAAAUCGGAAAAGCAAGGGAAAGGAGAGAGACUCGUCUUCUUACUCUUCUCCAUAGUUUUCCGACGGAAAGGCGUGUUACUGUUGGCGCCUAUUCUCUACAUCGCCGGGAUGUUACUAUUUAUGGGCUCGUUUGGGUUCACCGUCCUCGAUCUCCGCCACGGCGUUGGGAUUGUGUACAGACGAGGUCCGCCGGGUUCGGUUUACCGGAGCCCUAAAGUAUUCAAGCGGCUUUGGCCGAUGAUGGAAGCUGAUUCCAAUCGAAGCAGUCACAAUGCGCUGAUGACAGCAUGGAAGCCAAGAAUCAAGAGCAUUUGGAAACCAUGUAUCAGCACUAACGUCUCUGCUUCAGGAUCGAAUUCUAAUGGUUACUUUAUCAUCGAAGCGAAUGGUGGAUUGAAUCAACAACGCUUGUCAAUAUGUGAUGCAGUUGCUGUGGCUGGACUACUAAAUGCGACUCUUGUCAUUCCGAUUUUUCACUAUAACAGUGUAUGGCGUGAUUCCAGCAAAUUUGGCGAUAUAUUUGAUGAAGACUUCUUCAUAUAUGCUCUUAGUAAGAACGUCAAAGUAGUGAAAGAGCUCCCAAAAGACAUGCUUGAGCGGUACAACUACAAUAUAAGCAGUAUUGUUAAUUUGAGAUUAAAGGCUUGGUCGAGUCCGGCAUAUUAUCUCCAGAAGGUGCUACCACAACUUUUGCGUUUGGGGGCUGUCCGUGUUGCUCCAUUCUCCAACAGGUUAGCUCAUGCAGUUCCCGCACACAUUCAAGGGCUCAGAUGCUUAGCAAACUUUGAAGCAUUGAGAUUUGCAGAGCCCAUACGGCUGCUUGCAGAGAAAAUGGUCAACAGGAUGGUUACCAAGAGUGUUCAGAGCGGAGGAAAAUAUGUUUCUGUUCAUCUCCGCUUCGAAAUGGACAUGGUCGCCUUCUCUUGUUGCGAAUAUGACUUUGGGGAAACGGAGAAGCUAGAAAUGGACAUGGCCCGGGAACGAGGUUGGAAAGGAAAGUUCAGGAGGAGAGGCAGAGUUAUUAGGCCUGGUGCUAACCGCAUAGAUGGCAAAUGUCCUUUAACCCCUCUGGAGGUCGGAAUGAUGCUAAGAGGCAUGGGUUUUAACAACAGCACCUUAGUUUACGUUGCUGCCGGAAACCUUUACAAAGCUGACAGAUAUAUGGCUCCUCUUAGGCAAAUGUUUCCUCUUCUCCAAACCAAAGAUACUCUAGCUAGUCCAGAGGAACUUGCUCCGUUUAAGGGACACUCAUCAAGAUUAGCUGCUCUUGACUACACAGUAUGCCUACACAGUGAAGUGUUUGUAUCCACACAAGGUGGAAACUUCCCUCAUUUCUUGAUAGGUCACCGUCGCUACCUUUACAAAGGCCACGCCGAGACAAUCAAACCGGAUAAGCGGAAACUAGUCCAGCUCUUCGAUAAACCGAGCAUUAGAUGGGACUACUUCAAGAAACAGAUGCAAGAUAUGCUUAGACACAAUGAUGCAAAGGGUGUCGAGUUAAGGAAACCGGCUGCGUCGCUCUACACGUUCCCAAUGCCAGAUUGCAUGUGUAAAGAACCUGACCCCGAACCGGAAACAGAUCCAGCCUAA
Messenger RNA from Microthlaspi erraticum, 1707 nucleotides. NCBI's taxonomy places the organism in Eukaryota, Viridiplantae, Streptophyta, Magnoliopsida, Brassicales, Brassicaceae. The record is from the annotation of a GenBank genome assembly.